AUGGAAAAAUCCAAUGACAGCUCAGAGUAUGGUUUUAUCUUAGUGGGCUUCUCUGAUCGUCCGAGGCUGGAGCUGGUACUCUUCGUGGUCAAUUUCACUCUGUAUUCAGUGGCUGUGUUGGGAAACUCAACCAUAAUCCUUGUGUGUAUUUUAGACCCUCGACUUCAUACCCCAAUGUACUUCUUUCUGGCCAAUCUCUCCUUUCUAGAUCUCUGCUUCAGUACGAGCUGUAUCCCGCAGAUGCUGGUGAAUCUCUGGGGCCCUGACAAGACCAUCAGCUACGCUGGCUGUGCGGUCCAGCUCUUCUCCUUCCUCUGUGUGGGGAGCGUGGAGUGCAUCCUCCUGGCCGUGAUGGCCUAUGACCGCUUCGCCGCGGUCUGCAGGCCUCUGCACUAUCUGGUCAUUGUGCACCCCCAGCUGUGUUUGCGACUGGUGGCCGUGGCCUGGGGGAGUGGACUGGUCAAUGCCAUCGUCAUGUCCCCGCUCGCAAUGACUCUGUCCAGAUGUGGCCGGCGCAGGGUCAACCACUUCCUCUGUGAAAUGCCAGCACUGAUCAAGAUGGCUUGUGUGGACGCCCGCGCGGUGGAAAUGCUGGCCUUCACCUUCGCCAUCCUCAUCGUCCUCCUGCCCCUCGCUCUCAUUCUCGUGUCCUACGGCCACAUCGCGGCAGCCGUGCUGAAGAUCCGGUCGGCCGCUGGGCGCCGCAAGGCAUUCAACACCUGCAGCUCCCACCUGACCGUGGUCUCUCUGUUCUACGGGAGCAUCAUCUACAUGUACAUGCAGCCCGGGAACAGCGCUUCCCAAGACCAGGGCAAGUUUCUCACCCUCUUCUACAACCUGGUCACCCCCAUGCUGAACCCACUCGUAUACACCUUAAGGAACAAGGAGAUAAAAGGAGCCCUGAAAAGGGUCUUGGGGAGAGAGAGGAAGACACAGAAUUGGAAG
Molecule: messenger RNA, 945 nt
Organism: Puma concolor (puma)
Lineage: Eukaryota; Metazoa; Chordata; Mammalia; Carnivora; Felidae
Product: putative olfactory receptor 2W6
Biological process (GO): G protein-coupled receptor signaling pathway
Cellular component (GO): membrane
Molecular function (GO): G protein-coupled receptor activity; olfactory receptor activity
Source: RefSeq, a predicted model, not a curated record